Molecule: messenger RNA, 956 nt
Organism: Harpia harpyja (harpy eagle)
Lineage: Eukaryota; Metazoa; Chordata; Aves; Accipitriformes; Accipitridae
Gene: MCRIP2
Product: MAPK regulated corepressor interacting protein 2
Exons: 5
Coding region: 94-528 (144 amino acids)
Source: RefSeq, a predicted model, not a curated record
UUAAAGGCCCGGCGAGGGGCACGCGCCGCACUCGGGCGGGGGCGGCGGGGCCGGUGCGGGGCCCGGGGCGGGUGCGGGGCCCGGUGCCGCAGGAUGUACACGCUGACACGCGGCCCCAGCAAGCUGGCAACGCAGCGCCGUACAGGUCCGACGCAGCAGGCGGUGGAGAGCAGCAAGCUGGGCGAGCUGCGGGGCCGGCUCCAGCCCGGCGCCUGGCCCCCUGCCAGCCCAGCCCAGAAACUCGUCUUCAACAGAGUGAACGGCAAGAGGCCGCAGGUGCUGCCGCAGCAGGUCUCGGCCCCUGAGGAGUGCUACACGCUGGCACAUGAGGAGAACGUCCGCUUCGUCUAUGAAGCCUGGCAGCAGGUAGAGCAGCAGUUGGAUGGCAGCCGGAGCGGGGAGAGUGCCUGCGGCCCCGUGCAGUACGUAGAGAAAACCCCCAACCCUGGACUGAAAAACUUUGUUCCCAUUGACCUGGAGGAGUGGUGGGCACAGCAAUUUCUAGCCAAAAUUGAAAACUGCUCAUAAAAGGGAAGAAAGGUUUGGGUUUGGGUUUUUUGGGGGGUAUUUUUUUUUUUUUUUAAGAGAAACAGAGUUGAUAGUAUCUGGUCAGAACCCAGAAUUGGUGGCAUUUUAGAACCACAUUUUUAAAAGAUGACUGAAAUCAAGUGACCCUUGCUGCCAGCCCAGCGAGGCCAGCGGGACCGGACCACAGCCAUGCCUGGCCACACACCCCCUCCCUGCACCUGGUGUGGAGGAGCAGCGUGUGGCCCCAGCCAGGAUUCCUUAAGUGCCAGUUCUCGGACCGCUGCAGCUCCUGCAGCCUCCAGCUCCCAGGGACACUGUGGUGCCAUGCUGGGGAUGAGGGAGCGGAUCCCCCCCUGUGGCCGUAGCCACAGGGAGGACAGUGGGGUGCUGUAGCAGGACUGCCAGAAAAUAAAGCGCUGAAACUGCCA